Hippocampus zosterae (dwarf seahorse) is the source of this 6989-nucleotide messenger RNA. RefSeq names its product F-box and leucine-rich repeat protein 20 (gene fbxl20). The coding region runs from base 1065 to 2375 and encodes 436 amino acids. Lineage: Eukaryota; Metazoa; Chordata; Actinopteri; Syngnathiformes; Syngnathidae. The transcript is spliced from 15 exons. Gene Ontology annotation, molecular function: protein binding. Gene Ontology annotation, cellular component: SCF ubiquitin ligase complex. Gene Ontology annotation, biological process: SCF-dependent proteasomal ubiquitin-dependent protein catabolic process. The record is from RefSeq and is a predicted model, not a curated record.
AACGAUCGUGGGAAAGAAAGCUGUUGGAAUCAAUCCAGCAAGCAUUGUGUGUAAUUUCGGAUGUAUGAGACAUCAGAACUAUCAAUUCCACUGUCAAUGUUUGUGAUCGUGAAAAACUAUGCCAUAGCCCUAAUUUUACAUUUAUGGAACCUGUAUGUAGUGAUUUAACUUGUAUGGAGCGCUAUUGUUGUUGUGUAUAUGUGAAGUGAACGUCAUCUUCUGACGACUCUGCAGGAUAGACGUUUUAAUGAAUUAUGGAAUCAAAUUUGAAAGCAUAGUAGAAAACAAUAUAAAACUCAGAAAGCGUGUUGAAUAAGUUGAAUAAGCAAACGAUGUCAAAAGAAUUUACCUGAAAAAAAAUACAAAUCAGCAUUGUAAAGGACCACGGACGCGUUUGACAAAUUUGAUGCUGAUUGGCUCUCUCCUCAGAAUAGGGCGCGGCCUAAUACAAACAAGGAAGUGGCAUUUCUCAUGCCAAUAACAAAAGUUCCAAAGAACGCUUGGUGGCAAAUACAUUUAUUAUAAUGAAGUGAGCAAGCAUGAAUGCGACGUGUGUGUCAGUAGAAAACAAAUGCGGCCUUUGAUAAUGUAUGUCAUCGUGGAAAAGGGUGAUUUGGCACUCAUUUUAAAUAUUUGAGUCGUGCACUGAUGGGUUGAUGUCGUGUAAUUAAAGCAAUGAUACGAUUUGAUGAAUAAUAUUCUGUGUGGACAUCCACUUUAGAUUCCUUUAUUUGUAGUUAUGCGUGAUAUAUGUGUGUAUGGCGGUCGUGUGCGUGGAUGGGAGGGAGCGAGUGAGAAAAGGAGAGAGGGAGGGCGAACCAAAGCCAAUAAGGGCCUAUGCUGGCUACUGCCCGUGCACACAGCGCUUUAUUUUUAUUUAUGCCGAGCAAGAAUCUCGUGUUUGUAGGCCCAGUCCGUGGCGUCUAAAAGCCAGCUACCCUCUCCGGGGAGGACGGUAGCAUGAUAGCCGUGGAUGGGAAUCGGCAGGAAGAGCGUCCCCGUCUGCUGCAUUCCGACUGCGCCCGCACCCGAAGCCACCGAGUCGGCAAGCGGCGGCGUCCGACAUGGGGAAGGAGGUGAACGGCGUCUCACGGAGCCGCUUUGAGAUGUUCACAAACAGCGACGAGGCUGUCAUCAAUAAGAAGCUACCCAAAGAGCUGUUGCUGCGAAUCUUCUCCUUCCUGGAUGUGGUGACGCUGUGUCGCUGUGCUCAGGUCUCACGGUCCUGGAAUGUUCUGGCUCUGGAUGGAAGCAACUGGCAGCGGAUCGACCUCUUUGACUUUCAGCGGGACAUCGAGGGCAGAGUGGUGGAGAACAUCUCUAAGCGAUGUGGGGGGUUCCUGCGGAAGCUGAGCCUACGGGGGUGCCUCGGUGUGGGCGACAGCGCCCUGAGGACUUUCUCACAGAACUGCAGGAACAUCGAGCUGCUCAGUUUGAACGGCUGUACCAAGAUCACUGACAGCACAUGUAACAGCCUGAGCAAGUUCUGCCCAAAGCUGAAGCACCUGGACCUCGCUUCCUGUACCUCAAUCACCAACUUGUCGCUCAAAGCCCUCAGCGAGGGCUGCCCACUGCUGGAGCAGCUCAAUAUUUCCUGGUGUGAUCAGAUCACCAAGGAUGGCAUCCAGGCUCUGGUUCGGUCCAGUCCGGGACUCAAGGGUCUUUUCUUAAAAGGCUGCACGCAGCUAGAAGAUGAGGCACUGAAGCAUAUUGGGGCGAACUGUCCCGAGUUGGUCACGCUCAACUUGCAGACAUGCUCACAGAUCACAGAUGAUGGCCUCAUCACUAUUUGUCGAGGCUGCCAUCGUCUUCAGUCGCUGUGCGUGUCAGGAUGCGCCAACAUCACGGACGCCAUCUUGCACGCGCUCGGACAGAACUGCCCUCGCCUCAGAAUCUUAGAAGUGGCCCGCUGCUCCCAACUUACAGACGUGGGCUUCACGACGCUAGCAAGGAAUUGUCACGAGCUUGAGAAGAUGGAUUUAGAAGAAUGUGUACAGAUUACGGAUGGAACGCUCAUCCAGCUUUCUAUCUACUGCCCUCGGCUGCAAGUUCUGAGUCUGUCUCACUGCGAGCUCAUCACCGACGACGGCAUUCGCCACCUGGGCAGCGGGCCGUGCGCCCAUGACCGACUGGAGGUGAUCGAGCUGGACAACUGCCCGCUUAUCACCGACGCCUCGCUGGAGCACUUGAAGAGCUGCCACAGUCUGGAUCGCAUCGAGCUCUACGACUGCCAGCAGAUCACCCGAGCCGGCAUCAAGAGGCUAAGGACCCACCUGCCUAACAUCAAAGUGCACGCGUACUUUGCCCCCGUGACUCCUCCGCCUUCGGUGGGGGGCAGCCGCCAGAGGUUUUGCCGUUGCUGCGUCGUGCUAUGAUGCAAAGGACAUCGACAUCGGUCUGCUCCCCCCCCCUCCCUCCGUGUGACCCGGAGUCCCUCCUAUUCAAGCUUCUCUCCCAGGACCCCACCCCUCCCUUGGUCAAUCAGUACAUUCUUGCUGGCGUCCCCUCCACUUUAUAAGCUGCAGAGAGACCAAACAGUGCAGGGUAACGCACACUCCACACAUUCAUGUUUUGUGCUGAUGUUUAGCACGUUCACCUCAAACAGUUCCGGGGUACGGGGUUUGGAUCUCCUCUCCGGUCUUCCUGUUUGGAGUUUGCGUCGGGCUUUUCUCCCAUAUUCUGAAAACAAGUUUAUUGAAGACUCUAAAGUGUCCAUAGGUGUGAAUGUGAGUGUGAAUUAGGGCUGAACGGUUUUGACAAAUAAUCGAAUCUGGAUUUAAAAAAAAAAUUAAAUAUUGCGAUUGCAAUUUAAUAUGCGAUACUUUUUUCAUGGUUCUCUUACCAAGAUUUUAUUUUUAACAAAAAUGAGCAACAAAUGAAUCUGUAUGAGGAUAAACAAUAUCAAAUUUAUGAUAAUAAAUGUUUUGGUUUCACAGAAUAGGCUUACGGUAUGCUAAAAUGAAAGCAAACCUUGACUUAAUACCAAAAGCAGUUGAUCAACUUCAAUUUGUUGUUAACUCACGAAACACGUUUGACUCUUUGAGUCCUUUAAGCAUUCACCAUGACAGCUCCCCAAAAAAUUCUGACAAGUGCGUCGCAUAAACUUAUGGUCAUAAAUGAGAUUUAGAACAAUGACGUCAACCAAUCUGAGGCUUUAUCCCUCUCCAAGCUUUUUAUGAUUCAUGAAACAACAACAUGUUAAGAUGUGGAGUGCGCUUAGAAGCACCAAAACUGUUUCCCCAACCGAAAUGAAGCAUGUUUUGCCUUGCAAAUUGCAACCUUUGCGAUUUCAAAUUUUCAAUCCACUACAGUCGCCAUGUCAAUUUGAAUUUGAUGAGUUGUUCAGCCCUCGUGUGAAUGCUUGUUUGUCUACCUGAGCUACUGACAACUACAGUAACCUCACAGAAUUUCUAUUUUCAUUUUUUUUUUAAGUGCAGAAAGGAAUUGACAAAACGUGUCGUCUAUCUUCUCAAGAUUUAGCUCCAAUUUUGACAUAUAGGGUGAAUUCCAUUAUUAUACUCUGUACCUUUCCCCAUCCAUCCGUGCAACUGGUGCCAACUCCCUUUUCGAAGUUGGCUAUGCCUGUGAAUCCAGGCUCCACUUCCCAAAAGGUGAGGUCCCAAGAUUGAAACAAGUCUCAGAAAAAUUAUUUCAUCUUACAUACCGAUGCAUCUGCAUGUUCGUUGGUAAGUGAAUUACCGUACUUACAAUUUGACGGGUGUCCGGUAUUAAGUCAAACAGGAUAACCACCAGUUUUUCCAGACGUUAUCCCAAGAUACAAAGCCUCCUCAAACUUCGAAUCACUCUCAUGUAAAAUGAGCCCCAAAAAAUGGAAUUGGCCUACUCUUGUUCUCAAUGUGUCCCCCAGCGAUUGACUGGCGAGCAGUCCGGGGCAUACCCCACUUGUCACCCUAAAGUCAGCUGGGAUCGGCUCCAGCGGAUAAGCAUAUAAAAAAAAGGAUGAAUGGAUAAAUGUUAGGUUUAGUAUAAAACAAAUGGAGAAAGCUGUAACAACAAACCCAUUGACCUCAGGACACCUCCAUUUUUUUUCGUCAACAUCCAAUCAUAAGUUACCAUCAGAAAGCACUUUUCUGAUUGGAUCACUCAAUACGGACCCAGGAAGAACUUUCAAUACAUAACAUGCAGCGUCUGCCAUGUGGUUGAAGUUCGUUUUUCUUGAAUGUAAUAUGGUGGGGACGGGGGGGGGGGGGGAUGUGUGAAGCAAUGCAACGAGCAUUUAAAAACAUUCUUGCUGUGGAUGGCGAAAGAAAGCACAGCUUAUCAUCUCACAUCCUGCACUGUUGGAAAAACUCCAGAGUCAGCGUCUGGGUAUGCCCCCGCCCCCUUCUCAAAAAGUGACACAGCCAGUGAACAGCAGCAAAAAAAAAGUAUUGAAAAGAAGAUUUAAAAAAACAGCAAGCUAUCUGCUUUUUGCACCUAUUGGAAAAAAACAUCCAGACUGUUUACAAAGAAGAACAUAAUGAGGUUUGUACUAACUAUGUGCCCCACUCACUGGAUUCACACACUGAGCUUGGUGCCCCUCCCCUGUCUAUGUUGUCUCGAUGUGCGUCAUUGGCGAGUGGCGGGUGGGUGGGGGUGGGUGAAGAAAAAGAAAAACUAUUUUUCUAAAACGAAAAGCAGCACACAUUUGGGGGACUGAAGAAAAUGCCAAAUGUUGCAUGUGACACCUAUUUUUCUUUUUAUUUUUGAACCCGGAUGUACAGUACAUAAGUGAGGACUGUGGGAGUCUUGACAGAUGACAUAAUCGAAAGAAACACUAUGAAAAGAAGAUGAUGACUGGAUUAAAAAAAAGAAAGAAAUAUUACUCUGCAAGAUCAACAGGAAGAAAAAGCCAACCAUCACGUUUUGCUCUGAUUUCACUGACUUGCACGAAAGAGUACUAGGGUCACUCUGAAAAGAUAAACAUUGGUCAUAUUUUACUACAAAUACUACAAAUUUUACUACAAAUACUACAAAUUUAUUCUCACUUUAUGACUUUAUUCAAUGUAAAAUUAGGAAGGCACUAAAGAAAUCUUUACAGGUAAUGUGACAAUGUUUUAUUUGGAAUAUUAUUUUUUUUCCAAAAAAUUAAAAAUGUCAGUAUGACAACUGUCACGUAACUUUUGGUCUAACAUAAUUCCACAAAUUAGAUUAGAAAUUACGACCCAUGCCCAUAAUAUUAAUAUCCAGCUUCACAUUAUAUCAUUCCAUUUUUUUCUUGUAUAAUUAAGACAAUUUCAUCUCUUUUCUCUCUUAAUAUACCAGCAUUCUUCUGAAAAAAUGAUUUCCCUUAACUUUAUUGAUGCAAAAAAAAAGAAAAUUUGUGAAAUUGGCAGUUUUUCCCUAUGAAACUUUGAUUUAUACUAUUUUUGUUUGUUUUCCUCCAUUUAGUGUGGCCCUAAUACUCCUUCGUGGACUCCUGGGGUCCAGACCGGUUGUGGUUUUUGAUGGGCCCAUGAAGUAUUGAAACCUCCGACUACCUGCAUUUAUUUUGCCCCUCCUUCUAUAUUUUACUGCCCUCCCUUUGCCUUGUUUCUUUUCUUUUGGCGUGGCUCCGAUUGCACCUGCUUCGUGUUGCGUUGUGUUCAUUGUCUCCUCUGAGAUUUUGUAUUUUUAUCAUCGUCGUAAAUCUCCAGGCCAGGUGCAAUUGUAAGUAGGAUUUUUUUUCUCGCUCGAUCUCUCAGAUAUUACUUCUCAUAUUUCCCUGAAGUGAAACGGCUCUUCAGGCAUGAUGUGUCACUUCGGAAUAAUCCUCCUUUAUUUCUAUAUGUCGCCCUCUUUUCUGCAAUUACCCUACACCAAAUUCCCCAGACGUGACUGAAAUGUGGAAUGUUAAAGCGUCCUAAAUGUCCCCAAAAUGGAUUGAAGGAGGCGAAACAAGCUUGAGUCAAGAUUCUCCUAAUUUUUGUGGGGAUAAUGCAAAUCAGGAUGAGCCCCGUGUAAUCCCGCCGUUUUGUUCGAGUGGGGCUCUACACUAGGGGGGAUUAGGGAACGUGUCAAAAUGGCAGCCGUGUACCCCCGAGAAAGGAAAGCGGGAUUGAUUUUCCUGGCCCAUGUGUCAAUACGAGAGAAACGCCUUAAGGAGCUUGCGGACCAAAGUGUCAAUGCUAACUCUGAAAAGCUUGAAUCAGCCCACUGACCCGUGUGUCAACGCUAACUCUGAAAAAUAAAGGAAGGAACGUGCGAUGAAGUCUUCUGGCCCACGUGUCAAUGCUGCUGGUCCAAAUGUCAACACUGACUCUGAAAAUGCAAGGAGACUUCUGGCCAAUGUGUUCACAUUAACUCUGAAUUUUACCCGAAAGUGAGGCGAGAAAGAAUCCGCUGGCCUAUGUCAACUUUGUAGGAAAGUAAGAGCAGCUCGCCAGACCUUGUGUCAAUGCUAAGAAUGGAUUUACUGUGAGAAAACCACAAAAGAGCUUGCUGGCCCAUGUGUCAAGAUAAGAUAUCCUUUAUUCGUCCCACACUGGGGAAAGUCAAGGCUAACUCUUGACUUAACGGCGGUAGUUUGUUGGCGCAUGUGUCAACGCUCACUUUGGAAAGCAUAGAGCAGCUCACAGAACCGUCUGGCAACGCUAGCUUUGAAUGUUCCGGUCAGAAAGUGCAGAGAACGAUGUUGGCUUGUGCGUCAAUGCUAACGCUUGGCUAGUCAAUUGGCCCGUUUGUCGACGGCUCACUGUUGAGCAUAACGGUAGGAAAGCUUGUGUCAACAUCAUCGCAAAACAAACACACGGUUGGUUCCCCUUGCAUUUGAAAACACACAAACACUGGAGUUAGAAUGCAAGAGGUGAACCCAGCCACCCGGGUGCCCCAAAACAGGACGCCGUUUUCAUUGAAAUCUGAGCGAUAUUUAAAAAUUGACAAUGACUGUCGUUCAUGAAAUUACUGUAAAUCGUUUCCUUUUAUUUUUUAUUGUUUUCAUCUUUUUUUGUACAAUUAACCGAUAUAAAUGAAUUAUGUAUGUAUAAAUAAAUAUAUACCUAUAUUAUUAA